Molecule: messenger RNA, 4927 nt
Organism: Chilo suppressalis (striped riceborer)
Lineage: Eukaryota; Metazoa; Arthropoda; Insecta; Lepidoptera; Crambidae
Source: the annotation of a GenBank genome assembly
CGCACAGACAUCUCGCACGCCGCAGCUACGCGUGCCUAUAAACGGCGCACGCGCACGCGAAUCCCCGCCGCGUCCUUCCCGAACACGUGCUCCUAAGUGGUUCCAUGAUUACACCUGACCAACAUGCAAGAACAAAGUUCGUCGCGUUCGAGUAAAUCCACCUUGAACUCUUUGGAAAGCGCUAUCAUCAAACUGAAGAACAACUUGCAGAUACAAGACAGCAAGACUACGGACAUGAGUGGACUGUUGGCCGUCGAUCCGCCUUCUCCGCACGCGGAUACCAAAAUUAAUCCAAGUAAGAAUCCUAGUUCAUCUUCAACGGCGAAUAUAAACUUAUCUAUUGCGUCAGCCGCGCUGUUACAAGAAAAUAUGCUUCAAAGAUCACUACAAGGUGUAGUUAUAUCGCUACAGAAUGCAAUGAUGAAUUCUUUGCAACAAGCUGCACUCCUACCGUCAAAUUCUGCAGCAGCCGCUGCUCUUAACUUACAAGCACUAGAAUCUUAUUUGACGCUACAAAGAUUAACGUCCGUCUCAACUGUGAGUAAUACUAGCCAAACGAAUACGUCAGAAAGUAAUUCAUCUCCGAAGCAAGAUAUAUUAAGGAUAGCGACGGCAAGUGCAAAAAUAAAUGAAGUCGACUCGCCCGAUAACGCAUCUAGAGAAUUUUCACCGAAAACCCCGGAGGAAUAUCCCAUUAAUGACGCAAUAGCGGCUGAAGACGUGGAUUUAUCGGAAGAAGUCGAAGAAGAUUUAGCGUUACUUGAUAAUGAAGACGAAUUUACUUUAGAACAACAUUUGGAAUCCACGUCGAAAGGGUACGGCUACAGCUCACAAAAUUUAGAUAAUGGAUACCCAAGCCUUUUAAUGAAUGCCAUGUAUCAACAACAAAUGAAUGGUAGUCCAUCGCAAGCACCAUUGUCGCCUCAAGCUUCGAACUCUUCGAGUUCUAAGUCGACAAACAGCUCAACGUCUUCCACUGGAAGUAGUAUACAAAAUAAACAAAAGACGACUGCAAGUGGUCCACGGACGAAAAAGCAAUUCAUCUGCAAGUUUUGUAACCGACAGUUCACGAAAUCGUAUAACCUGCUAAUACAUGAAAGAACCCAUACGGAUGAGCGGCCAUAUUCUUGCGACAUCUGUGGGAAAGCAUUCCGACGGCAAGAUCACCUUAGAGAUCACAGGUAAAUAUUUCAUUUUAUAAUAAGUUGUGUUUAGUUUUUCAUAUAUAUUUAUUUUAUUUUAGUAUCGUUAUUUAAUAAUAUAAAUUUUAUUUCUAUAAACUACAUUAUGUUUUAACCCAUAUCUUAUAUCUUAGAAUAAUUAUUUUGAAGAAGACUCAAAAAUAAUAUCCCAAGAUUUUUUUGAACAGUUAUAUAUUUAUUUGUUUAAAUUUAGAUAAAUUUGUCAUUUAUUACAUUCUUAUACAACUGUUGUGCAAUAUAACCUUUUUUAUGCUUUGUAUUGUAUUAUUAAGGUCCACAGGGCCACAUGCACCAACAUACCUUUUUGUUUUAACUUUUAUGUUUUUUGAAGAAAGAUUGAGAUUUAAACGAUUUUUUUAUGUAGUAUAUUUUAAAACUUAGGUGAGCUUACUUAGGUAAUGAUUUGUUUUCACAUAAAAUGUUAUCACUCCAAUAAUACAAUACCAUCUAUAAUUAUUCAUUUUCCUUCUUUAAUCAUAAUCAAUAAUGUUCAAUGUGUGACUCACAAAAAUACCCUAAAUAUCCAUUCUAAGAACGUCACACAACAUAACCCGUCGUCUUAUCUUCCACAUUAUCUUCACACCCGAGGAAAUAGCUAAAUCAAUUGUCGUCAUUAAUACCAUGUCCUCACCAUGAACAUCGGAUCGAAUGGCGCUGGUCUUUUUUUAUAAGAUAAAGUGUCAAAAACGUAGGAGGGCGAACCACAACACUUAUUUUUCGAAAUCAAUAAAAGAUAUUAGUCCUUGGGUUUCAACGCGAAUCGUUAUGAUCUUUUGAAUAAUGGCGGUACGCUUGAAAUAUUUAAAACAAAAAAGGGUUAAGUAUGGACCGAGCAGAUGCUAUCGACACGUCGUUCGUCACGCUCGUAAAUUAUUUCACAAAACUGCCGCUAAUCCGAGAAGGGCCGAUGUUUUAAUUUUGGCCUUCAGACUGAUUUCUUUUUUCCUCUCUUGAAUUCCUUAUAAAUCUUUGUGCAAGUUAACAUCUCAAAAUGCUUUUCGGUGAUAAAAUAAAACUCUAAAUUGUAUAGGUAUUAAGUUCAUUGAUGAGUACCUGUUUUUAAAUAGAUAGACCUCCAAACGAUUUUACGUAUCUCGAAAACAAUCAAUAUCUUAAUGCGGUUACAAUAAGUCAUAAUCUCUCUUAAUCUAUUUUCGACUUAUCUGAGUGCCCCACCCAAAAACAGCUAAAGGUGUUGAAUUUUUAACACCUGUCUCUCGGCAAUUUCCUUCCAAAAUCACCGUAUCUCUUCGGCAAUAAAAUAAAUUUCGUGUAGGCGCUCGAGGGUUAAACCCGGCCCGACCUGUCGAUGUUCAAUCGAUGUUCGUUGACACCAUACAUUAUAAUGGACCGGAGCGAGCCUUCGACGGGAUUUAACAAAGCACGUGGUGAUCCUGACGCGAGGAUUAAUAUAGACGACAAAAAAUAAACCUUUGCAUGUACAAUCGGGUUUUCGACCAGCCUUCGAGAUUUUUUUUGUCACGAUCGAGAUACGUGGAUCAUGUUUUCAAAAGAUCAAAUGAAUUUGUUGCCAAUCAUUGUUUUUGACUUUAACAUUAUGCGCUCAAGAAAAGUUUAAUAAGACAAUUCGUUAAGUUAUCGAUUCGUAUUACGCGCUCAAUUUAAAGACGGAGUGGCCGCGUUGGUUCCAGUUAGGCCUACACUGCGCUCGCGUCGGUGACUUGUUGCGCUUGACUACGCGCGAGUCCGUAUCUGUCCUAAUCACCGUCAUCAUCUCAUGUUUUAAUAUUCCAAUCAUUAUUUCAUUCAUCAUCUCAUAACGCUUUAUCGUCACCGAUCUAACUGAUCCAAACGAUCAUUAUAGGUAUUACAUUACGUUGAACACGUCGUAAUUUUAGAUUUUGUUUGUUUAUCCAAUACACGAGUAAUUUCUCGGCUUCGAUAUUCGAGUGCCGUAUUUCUCGUUAUGCGUUAUUAUUGAUUACAUGUUGUACGGUGUUAAUUAUAUGUUGUAAGUCUAAAUUCAAUUUGAAAGUAGUUUUUGGAGUUCUUUAUGAUAUUAUAGGCGUGUACAUGUACGUAUUUCCAGCGUGUUUGAAAUAAACAGUUAUUGCCGAUGUUGGAUAUUUGUUUACAGAACUUUCACAUAAUAAUGAUUUAGGACUAAAUAAAUAAUAUUAAAAUUAGCAAAUAGCACAUAAUUAUAGCUAUAGUUCAAAUCCUAAAAUCGUAUCAUGAGAAGUUACACAACUAAACGAUAACCUUAACGGUUGUUAGGAAAGUAAAUAAACUUACGCCAUAAAUUUUGUGGGGUCAUUUCCAAAGAUAGCUUUAACUAGUAAAAGCGAACCAACAUUUGUUAUGCCCACAUGCUCUCGCUGGCGUAAAUUAAUGAUUAUAGCAAUAAAAACAAGGUUGUACGCCAAUUUAUUGCCAAUAUCCCGCGGGGGCUUGUUUGCUUCCCGCCUGCUCCCAUCCACAAGGUGUUCUCAACACGCUCCAAUGUUUCGGUGCCUGGAGACAUGACGUAUUUAUUGCACUCUCACAGCAUCCUGCGCUAAAUGGUGCACUCCUUUUUCGUAGUCGCCUCAUAGUUUAUUGUUUUAAAUUUUAUCUUGAGUGUACUUAUUUUUCAUAUGGUUUCAUUGGUGAUCUUGGGGGCUGAAAUAGCGGGAUUGUACAUUUAAUUUAUUGUAUAUUCAUUCAAAGGAGAAACCUUUCAAGUGUCUCGAAUGCGGGAAAGGCUUCUGCCAGUCGAGAACAUUGGCGGUUCACAAAAUUCUUCACAUGGAGGAGUCACCACACAAGUGCCCCGUCUGCAGCAGAAGUUUCAACCAAAGGUCUAACUUGAAGACCCACCUGCUAACCCACACGGAUAUAAAACCAUACAAUUGUUCAUCGUGUGGGAAAGUCUUCAGAAGAAACUGUGAUUUAAGAAGACACAGUCUAACCCACAACCUUGUUGGCAUGGCUUCCGUGAACACAUCUCCUAGUGGUAGUAAUGGGAAGAGUCCGUUACUAAACCCUAACUUUCCUAUAGACAACAUAGACACUGAAGAUGAAAAUUAAAUUAUUAGUGUCCUUUAUGGUGUAGUGCAAGUUUUUUUAAAAGACUGAUUAAAUUAUGCCUAUGAAGUUGAAACCCUAUUGUUAUAAGAGAGAUUUUAAGUGGAAGUGCUUUGGACCAUUACAAAAUGAUUAUGCACUGUCGAAUAUUGUUAGAAAUUUCAAACUUGCGAUUAAGUUUCGUUUGUUAUGUAAAGCAUAUUAUAUUUUGAAGAUUAUAUUUUAUAAUCUCAGUUUAUUCCAAUCUGAUCGUGGCUAUUUUAUUAUUAUAGGUAAUCUAAUCUUGCUUUAUUUUAUCUCAACCUCUGUUUCCGUAUAUUCAAAAAAUUACGCUGUCGUAGCAUUUUGGUUCAAUCACGAAAUAAUUAGAAUAAGAAUUGCAAUAGUCUUAUUGAAAUCUUUGAAUUUUACCUAGUAUUAUUUAGUAUAAGUUUCUCUAAAUCUUGUAAAUUUUCUGAUCUCAUUUUUAUUGUGUAUGUAAAUAUAAAUAUGUCUAAGUCAAAGCUCUCCAUCCGUCCGUAUUGUUACUUAAAAUGUAUUAUAGAAAAAUAUGUAACAAUAAAAUCAUGAGAUGUAUAUGAAUUUAUAGUGCCUAAGUAAAAUUGUCUUCCUGUUUUGGAUGCACAAAAAUUAUAUAAAAACAUUUUUGAGAGUUGUGCUGUUUGUUUAAAUUUAAUAUAAUUAAACUUAUGACCUCA